Pseudogymnoascus destructans is the source of this 2544-nucleotide messenger RNA. RefSeq lists its product as uncharacterized. Bases 70 to 2481 code for a protein of 803 amino acids. The transcript has 2 exons. The record is from RefSeq and is a predicted model, not a curated record. NCBI's taxonomy places the organism in Eukaryota, Fungi, Ascomycota, Leotiomycetes, Thelebolales, Thelebolaceae. Gene Ontology annotation, biological process: ubiquinone biosynthetic process. Gene Ontology annotation, molecular function: kinase activity. Gene Ontology annotation, cellular component: extrinsic component of mitochondrial inner membrane.
CAACAGCCCUAGCCCCCGACCACUCAGAAUGCACGGGCUAUAAGAAAAUAUCUUUGUGCGUCUAGCACUAUGUCGGGGAGACGACUUCUCGAUGCAGCAGCAUUGUUCAAUGCGUCCCGCGGCAUUGCAAGGAAGCAUGUAGCGUUGCGGCAGGAACAGUUCGAUCGUUUUACCAAGACUUCAAGCAUCGCCAAAGCCGUUAAAUCAGAAGCUGCACGCUAUACUGAAACCGCGAAGGCCGCUUCUUUUUUGGCAUCACGAUUGAACGAGGACAAGCCGCAAUGGGCCUCAGAAGCGGCAGACUUAAACCUGGGCGACUCGGCACAGAAGGUUGCGCCUCAUCCUGGCCCCGAAGGCGCCAAACCAAACGAAGCGCGGCAUAUUAUACAAGAAGAAGCUAGCAUCCCUAGUCGUCCGGAUGGCACGAUAUCUCCAAGCAAGCCAGAUAUUGAGAAACUCGAGAGGGACCGUAGUAUCUUGUCAGAACAACCCCCCAAGGCGGCAAAUGCGCAUCCUAGCCAGCCAAUCGAACCCAGCCCUCAUAGUCUGGAUAAUCACUUGACAUCGGAUGAAGCGAGACGAUUACAACGGAGUUAUGAGAAUCAAGUUCCCUCAUAUGUCGCAGAUGGGAAGGCCGACACUUCACGAAAUGACACAGCCAAUGGUUUUGACAACGAUAGCUCCUACAAGCCAUUGCAGUAUAACUCACCCAUUCUGUCUUCGUUGCCCAGGGUUAAGGUUCCGAAACAUCCCAGCCAUGUUCAAGCAGACGAUGCGCACCUGAACAACCAGGGCUUAAACUCAGAGUCUUAUUCGUCUCCUGUUCAAACCCCAACAGCCAGCGCAGUUGGAAAAAUGGACACUCUCACAGAAGAAGAAGAGAUCCCAGAGGGAAUAAAUACUGCGGUCUUUUCUAGCUCCCGCGUUGCUAAGUCAUUGGGCGGAAGAACGCAUACCAACGUUAGGAGCUCCGAGAAAGUUACUCCACAGCCUACCCCUACUCAGAUACCUGGGGGGGUUCCUUCCAAAGCUGCUCAGCAACAUGACACGUUAACUUCUGAUGCCGAGGUUAGGAGUUCAGAGACAGUGCUGGAGCAGGAAGAUGAAGACUCGCUGAUCAAAAUAAUCGCAGAAGCUAGCGCACCAAAGGCCGUAUACGAAAUGCGAGAGUCUAAAGUUCCAUCUUCCAGAAUGGGGAGGUUGUGGAAUUAUGGCGGACUAGCAGCGGGUAUGUUCGGUGGCGCUAUUGGCGAAAGCCUUCGUAGAGUCACCGGCAGCGGUGGAGAGGGUUCAUUCAUGCUGAGCGCCGCGAACAUGGAUAGGCUAGUUGCCAAACUGUCUCGAAUGAGAGGAGCAGCACUUAAGAUGGGUCAAAUGUUGAGCUUUCAAGAUUCAAAAAUGCUCCCUGGGCCAAUCCAAGAGGUCUUGCUCAGAGUGCAGGAUAACGCAGACUAUAUGCCCUCGUCUCAGCGGAAUAAAGUACUUGCUGCUGAUUUGGGUGCAGACUGGCGUACUUUAUUCGACACGUUCGAUGAGAAACCAAUAGCUGCCGCCUCCAUUGGGCAAGUCCACACUGCUACUUUGAAAUCUACGGGAGAGCGAGUAGCUGUGAAAGUACAGUACCCUGGAGUCGCAGAUUCUAUAGACUCGGAUCUGAGCAACCUCGCCGUGCUUCUCACAGCAUCUCGGUUGCUUCCGAAGGGACUCUUCCUGGACAAGACUAUCGCCAAUGCGAGAAUAGAGCUUGGCUGGGAAUGCGAUUAUCUACGAGAGGCACAAUGCGGCCGGCGAUUUCAAGAAUAUCUUGCUGACGAAACCGACACCUUCAUAGUUCCGAGGGUCAUCCCUGAAGCUUCUGGGAAGCAAGUCAUAACAAUGGAAUUUAUGGAGGGAGUAGGCGUUACAAAGAUCCAGGACCUCACCCAGGAGCAGAGAGACUGGAUUGGCACGAAUAUUCUCCGCCUCUGUUUGCGCGAGAUCACAGAGUUCCGGUUCAUGCAAACUGAUCCUAACUGGACCAAUUUUCUCUUCAAUGCCGAGAAGAACAAAUUAGAGCUCUUGGAUUUUGGCGCCUCGCGAGAGUAUCCAGAAGAGUUUAUUACGAAAUAUACACAGCUUUUAAAUGCUGCGUCAAAGUCUGACGAGGAAACAGUACGCAAAUUUUCGGUCGAUCUUGGCUACCUCACAGGCCAUGAAUCUAAACCGAUGGUCGAUGCACAUAUUGCGUCCGUCAUGACUCUGGCUGAGCCAUUCCUCGCAACUUCUCCGGAGGUGUACGACUUCAGAGAUCAGACUAUUACCGAAAGGGUGAAGGGUUUAAUACCUCUGAUGAUUAAAGAGCGGUUGGCACCACCGCCGGAAGAGACCUACAGUCUUCACAGGAAGCUGAGCGGAGCUUUCCUACUUUGUGCACGUUUGGGAAGUCAAGUUCGCUGUAGAGAGCUCUUCGUGAAUAGUAUGAACAAGGGCGGAUAUAAUUAGGUUGUACAACACUGUAAUAAUACAGAUGCAUUGGCAAGGGUAUGACAAUAUGUAGACAUAAGU